AUGACGACCCCCUUCACCACCAUCCCCAAUGAGAUGGACCGCAGCUUCCUCGAUGCCGACGUCCAUGACAUCGUCUCCAAGCUCACGAUCGACGAGAAGAUCGACCUGCUUGCCGGCCGUUCAUUCUGGGAGACUGUGGCCAUUCCCCGCCUGAAUGUGCCCAGUAUCAAGGUUACUGACGGACCGAACGGUGCGCGCGGUGGCUCGUUCUGGAAGAUGACCAAGGCGACUGCGCUCCCGAACGAGACGGCCAUGGCGGCGACCUUCUGCACCGAGCUCAUCGAGGAUACGGGCAAGCUCAUGGCGGAGGAGACCAAGGCGCGCGGUGCUGUCUGCCUCCUUGCGCCUACUAUCAACAUCCAGCGCUCGCCCCUUGGCGGUCGCGCGUUCGAGUCCUUCUCCGAGGACCCCACGCUCGCUGGCGAACUUGCUGGUGCAAUCGUCCGCGGCCUGCAGAGCGGCGGCAUCUCGCCCGCGAUCAAGCACUUCGUCGCCAACGACCAGGAGCACGAGCGCAGCGGCAAUGACGCCAUCAUCGCGCCCCGUCCUCUGCGUGAUGUCUAUCUGCGCCCGUUCCAGAUUGCGCAGAAGCGCGCCCAGCCUUGGGCAUACAUGACGAGCUACAACAAGCUGAACGGCACGCACUGCUCGGAGAACGAGUGGCUGAUCACGGAUCUCCUGCGCAAGGAGUGGGGCUUUGACGGUCUCGUCAUGAGCGACUGGUUCGGCGUGUACUCGGUCAGCGACUCCAUCAAUGCCGGUCUCGACCUCGAGAUGCCCGGCCCCACCAUCUGGCGCCAGAAGGGUAUGGUCAAGCACCUCAUUGGCGCGCACAAGAUCGAUCCCCGCACCAUCGAUGCCCGUGUCACGACCGUCCUCACCUGGGUCCAGAAGCUCGCCAAGCUUCACCCUGACAUUGUCUACGCGCCUCCCAAGACGAUGGAGAAGUCGCGUGACUCGGAGGAGGAGAAGGCGUCCGACGCCAAGUUUGCGCGCCAGCUCGCGGGCGAGGGCUGCGUGCUCCUCAAGAACGACGACGCCCUCCCCAUCAAGAAGGGCAAGAUUGCCGUCAUCGGCCCCAACGCCAAGGCCGCCGUCAUCACUGGUGGUGGCAGCGCCCUGCUCCGCGCCGGCUGGGCGGUGACGCCCUGGGACGGGCUGAAGAACAAUGCGCCUGAGGGCGUCGAACUCGCGUACGAGCUCGGCUGUAUUGGGGAGAAGUUCCUCCCCGUCCUCGACGAGCAGUUCACGACCAUGGACGACAAGCCCGGGUUCGACCUCGUGUUCCAUCCUAUCGAGAAGGGCGAGGUCGUGACCGACCCCAAGCGCGAGGUGCGCGAGUGGUGGGACGUGUCUAGCAUGCACCUCGCCGACUUUGGGCACCGCAACCUCGGCGAGCACUUCACCACCGAGCUGCACGCCAAGUUCAACCCAAAGGAGAGCGGGACGUACGAGUUUGGUGCCGUCGUCACGGGUCACGGAUGGGUGUACGUCAACGACGACCUCGUCAUUGAUCUCUCCAAGAAGACGCCCAAGGGCAGCGCGUUCUUUAACAACGGCACCAUCGAGACGUACAACCUGCGCUUCGUGCACGACUCGCGCCCUCCCCCCGAUGUUGCGGGCACUCCCCUCGUCAUUACCGGUUUACGUAUCGGUGCGCGCAAGAAGAUUGACCCCGACGCGGCGAUUGCGGCGGCCGAAAAGCUCGCGAAGGAGUGCGACGGCGUUGUUGUCGUCGCCGGUCUGAACGCAGACUGGGAGUCCGAGUCGUAUGACCGCCCCGACCUGUCGCUGCCGUAUCGUGAGGCGGAGCUGAUCUCGCGCAUCGCCAAGGCGAACGCGAACACGACUGUCGUUAUCCAGUCCGGCUCGGCGGUCGAGAAGCCCUGGAUCGACGACGUCAAGGCGGUCGUGCAGGCCUGGUACGGCGGCAACGAGACGGGCAACGCGAUCGCGGACGUGAUCUACGGUGCGCGCAGCCCCAGCGGCCGUCUGCCGCUCUCCUUCCCUAAGCGCGUGGAGGACAUUGCAGCGCACAACAACUACAAGUCGGCGCGCACGCGCACCGAGUACAACGAGGGCAUCUGGGUCGGGUACAAGCACCACAAUGCGCGCAAGAUUCCCGCACUCUUCCCCUUCGGCCAUGGACUCAGCUACACCGCGUUUGAAUACUCUGACCUCGCCGUGCAGGCGUCGGGCGAGCGCGACGAGUGGCGCCUCAAGGCCAGCGUCAAGGUUACGAACACGGGAGAGAUCGAGGGCGACCACAGCGUCCACUUCUACACUGCGCCCCCGCCCCCCACCGCCACGUCCGAGGCGCACCCCGAGGUCUCGCUGCAGGCGUUCAAGAAGGUGCGCGGGCUCAAGCCGGGAGAGAGCAAGACGGUCGAGGUCGAGAUGGACAAGUGUGAGUUUACAGCUAAAGCUCGCGACAAGAAGCUGACAACAGACGCCGUCUCGCACUGGGACACGCUCGACGGCAACUUCCGCGUCGAGCCCGGCAAGUGGGCGGUCGAGGUGCGUCCCGAUGCCGCGACGCCCGGCCCCCAUGCCGAGUUCGAGUGCAAGGAGUGGUCGUGGCGCGGUCUCUAG
This is a messenger RNA of Trichosporon asahii var. asahii CBS 2479, 2592 nucleotides long. RefSeq names its product beta-glucosidase-like protein. Bases 1 to 2592 code for a protein of 863 amino acids. Gene Ontology annotation, biological process: glucan catabolic process. The transcript has 3 exons. Gene Ontology annotation, molecular function: beta-glucosidase activity. The record is from RefSeq and is a predicted model, not a curated record. NCBI's taxonomy places the organism in Eukaryota, Fungi, Basidiomycota, Tremellomycetes, Trichosporonales, Trichosporonaceae.